Porites evermanni is the source of this 2732-nucleotide messenger RNA. The record is from the annotation of a GenBank genome assembly. Lineage: Eukaryota; Metazoa; Cnidaria; Anthozoa; Scleractinia; Poritidae.
AUGCGGGAAAACUAUUCUGACUUCGACUUUCUUAAGUACCCUCUUGCGUGGAUUCUCCAAAUCAAUCCCACGUCUACAAGCUAUUAUGAGGCAGGUGACUCCUCUAACUAUACGAAAAUUUUCCAAAUUCUAAUGUUAUUGACACAUGGAAAAGAGAAUGUUCUGGCACGCUGGUCAAGAGAGAACUACGGUAUGUAUUUCUGCAUCCGCAAACCUUUUAAAUGCAAAUUAUGAGAAGAUGAUAUGACAGAAUGGACAAACCAGUGAAUAUAAUAACAUUUGAAAAAUAUCUAAAAAAGGACAAUGAAAAUUUGAAUUACAAUGUUGCAAGCUGACAUGCUGGAGCAGUGUGGGGUCAACUCUGGUGGAGACGCUUGAAAGGCUUCAACAAGAGAAGAAUCAGUCAAGGACCCGGUUUCCCAACUUGCCUGGGCUAACCUACGUAGUAGGAUGCAAAUAACAUCUGUGCACAAUCAUUUUCAAGUGUUUGAAGGCACUUGUACCUACAGAACGUUCCUAAAUUGCACAGCGAUUAGGUCAUAAAUAUAAAACAAGGAGCAAUGAACUUAAUGUUGUACUUACAGCUGCUAGAACUGAGUUUAGGAAAAAUAUCAGUUAUGUACCGGGGAGCAAGGACCUAUAGUGAGCUCCCAGGCUCAGCAAAACAGUGCAAAUCUUUGCCAAAAUUUAAGAAUAUGCUGAGGACUGUUAUUCUCUAAUUUUGCUGUAUAGUACAUUUUUCAAGUACCUGCCAUUUCAUGUUUGGUUAUAUUCUCAUGUAUUCAUGUAUUUAAUUUUAAUUUAUCAGGAGCCCCAUUGAUAUCAGCCCUGCUGAAGGGGCAAAUCCUGUAUAAAUAUAGGUAAAUAAAUAAGAGCAAAGCUUUCAUCAACAAAAAAGGUCGUCUUAACUCAUCAGUUUAAUUUUAAAGAAGAUAAAUCCGCCGUAGUGAAAAUAUUCAAAGCAACGGUCUGUGUUUUAGUAUCAGCAAACGAAAAUGCUCGAUGACAAGUAUGGUCAGUAUUUUUUGGAUCUUUUUGAUUGUCUGUUUUGUUUUUUUUGUUUUCUCCUUUUUCACGGCCCAAGUUCUCCACUUAACCCCGACAACAAACUCGUACAGAGCCCGCUGCUAUAGACAUUUUAGAAAGAUAAAGCGUUUAACAGAGAGCUUUCGAUAAGAUUUGCAUCUUGAUAUGGCACAAUAUAUUAUGGUGCUGUUAGGGACCUCUAACAGCAUUCAAAAUGGCCUCAGUCUUAGCCACCAUCUUCGGUCUUACUGAAAAUGAAGAGUUACAAGUGCUCCCUCAAGUCAAAACUACUGACCAAGCCAAAAGAUAAAUGAAAUAUUUGUCUAGCACUUAGUGAAAAUUAUAGAAAGGCAAAAAAGAGCUAAAUUGCGCUAAUUCUUAAAUACCGAAUAACAACAACCUUUCUCGUUCAGCUUACAGAUUGUUUAUGCAACAGGAAGGGCCUGCCAGAUUGUUUAAAACGAAUAUCACAAUUCCCUCUCUACACGUUAGACACGUCUUUUAGGCCAGAAAAAGAAAAAGAAGUUGGAUGGAACAGUUCAACUAAUGAGAUCUCUCAUUGUUUCUGGUAUGGAAUCAUCUGUCAUGACAACUCGUCAUACAUAAAAAGUAUCGUGUUGCCUUAUAACUUGAAUGACUUUCUUCCUUCUAACAUUUGGAAAAUACGAAACUUAUUUUCCCUUUGCACGCUAGAAAAUCCGAGACUGCGAGGGCGUAUAGGCGACUUUCUGUUUGAUAACAUGAGCAAAUUGCUCAUCAUUUCAUUUAAAACCACCUCCAUCAGUGGAGAUAUACCAAAAGACAUCGUAAAGCUGACUAGUCUGCAGUUCAUCUUGGGAUGUCCUAUGAAUGGCGAGGGCUUCUCUAGUCGCUUACCAGAAAACAUAGGAAAUAUGACAGAGCUUCGAGGUCUCUGUCUUGGGGGAACCAACUUGACAGGAGAAAUACCAAGAAGCAUAUCUCGACUUUACGAUCUCGACAUUCGAAACACCCCUGGCGUGAUGCAUGGAGACCUCAACGCAAUAUUUGGUAUUCCUUUUUUAUCCUAUUUGUACUUGUCUGGCCUUCACCUUAGCGGGAGAAUGCCUCGGGUGUUGCCCAAAAGGUUCUUGCAAGUUGGUUCGACUGGAAACAGCAACACCAACCUUAAUGUAUUUAAUGUCGCAAACAAUCAGCUAGUAGGGGAUAUUCCAGGGGAUCUGCUUCUGUUGCCAAAUCUUCAAAUGGUAGACGUGUCACAGAACCAGUUUUCCUCUAUAAACCGUGGCAAACCAUGGCCAGUUAAUUCCAGUGCAGCUAAGACGAAAUACGUCUCUUUAGCGGGGAAAAGGAACUUGUCAAUUGACUUCCAGAGUUUCAUAGAACUUUUCACCACAACGGUUGACUUCAUAGAUAGUCCAUCAAUUUUAAAUGUUAGUUUUUGCGACAUCAAAAGUCCCGUACUUGCAAAUUUGUAUUACUUUGAGACAAUGUCCACUUGCGACAAGCGAGGCAAUAAUUUUUAUGGACCUUUACCUGACUUCAACGAACACUUUUCUUUGCUAACUUACUUUGAUGUCUCAGCAAAUAAUUUAACGGGCAGCUUUCCACCUGGAAUUCAGAGCCUCAUCUCCCUUCAAAAUUUACAUUUUUCCAAAAAUCGUUUCAUGCGAGAAGGAAACAGCGCAUCUACCAGUGCGUCUAUCAACCAAACUUUUCAAGAAUGA